CCGAUGCGGGGGGGGAGGUUCAGGGCAGCCAGAGGCGGAGAACUGAGGGGCGUGAACGGAAAGGCGCAGGGAGAGAGGGCCGCGCGCCAAGAGGACCGGCGCAUGGUAUGUUUGGCCCCAACUAGAACAGAUGCAUUUCCCAUCAGGAAACGAAUAGAGAAAGCAGAAUCUGAAUUAACUGAAAGAUGGGGCAGUCAACACCACCAAGGACAGUCUUCCAAGCCCAAGGGACCCGCAGGCACUGGAGACCCAUCGAUGAGUUCCAGAGGGAGCACCUUGUGGCACUGCAAUCCCUGGAUUGACCGCAAGCUCCAGGUGGUGAGGGCCAUCAACACUAUCCUGAUGCACAGGGUCAUCAUCCUGAGUGACAUCGACCCCAUUGUUGCCAGCUUUGCUACCAUGGGCUUUCCCAACUGCAAGGGGGAGGAACUGACAGCACCUACAUCCUCUUCUGGUCCCCCAACUACUGGGUACUUUUCAAUGGUGCUUCAGGCUCUUCUGGACUACCGGGGCACUUCAGCAAUAUUAAUGUCUGGUGGUCAGGGAAGGCGCAAAAUGCCUGCAUAUUCCGUGACUCCAGCUUCUUCCAAAGGAUGCAUGCCAGCACAUUUUUCUCUAACCACACCAUCAACUUCAGAGAGAUAGAGAUGCCCAUUGAGGGUGCUAGUGGGGUCCCCUCCACUUCCUUCCUCCCAGCAGGUUCCUGUGCAGAGGCUUAGUGUCCUCUGUCUUGCCACGCUUGACCAGGAGCAGAUGCUGCCCCAAAAAUGUGGGCGUGACCCUGUGGCAUGUGCGGCACUGCUGUGUGGUUCCAGGACCCCAAACUCCUGUGGCCUGUGGUGGGAAGGUGUUCCACCAUGCCGUUGAGAAUAAGGCAAGCGUCUCCAGCAACCUUGUGAGAAGGAGCAAAAGGUUCCUGUGUGGGAGCCUCAUGUGACUGUCUGCUCCAGAAUGGCAUAAGAACAUAAGAACAUAAUUUAUAAAACAUGAUUUUAUAAAUUCAUGAGUGGU
Molecule: messenger RNA, 1011 nt
Organism: Pelodiscus sinensis (Chinese soft-shelled turtle)
Lineage: Eukaryota; Metazoa; Chordata; Testudines; Trionychidae
Source: RefSeq, a predicted model, not a curated record